This is a messenger RNA of Sphaerodactylus townsendi, 3477 nucleotides long. RefSeq names its product serine protease 12 (gene PRSS12). The coding region runs from base 1 to 2346 and encodes 781 amino acids. The record is from RefSeq and is a predicted model, not a curated record. Lineage: Eukaryota; Metazoa; Chordata; Lepidosauria; Squamata; Sphaerodactylidae. Gene Ontology annotation, biological process: proteolysis. Gene Ontology annotation, cellular component: membrane; terminal bouton; dendrite. Gene Ontology annotation, molecular function: serine-type endopeptidase activity. The transcript has 14 exons.
AUGUCUGCUGGCGGCGGCCGAGAACGGUCUCGUCCAUGCCAGCCGCGGAAGCGGACUGGAAGAGAGAUUCUGCAUUUUCUCAGCAAGAGAGAAGAUCUGAAGCUGAGAAAAGCUUAUCCAGUUCCAUGGGUAUUGCCAUUACUAUAUGGAACACGAUGGAGCAAAUGUCUGGGGUAUAUAUUGGAUAUUACCAGUAUUUUAGUCAAUAAGGAAGACACAGGGUCAGUGAGACUUCGAGGUGGCAAAAAUGAAUUUGAAGGUACAGUUGAAGUUUAUCUGAAUGGAAUAUGGGGAACAAUUUGCAGCAGUCAUUGGGAUGAUAAUGAUGCAUUGGUGAUAUGUCAACAACUUGAACUUGGAGACAAAGGCACAGCAAAGCAAACCCCAUUCUCUGGACUGGGCCUUAUCCCUGUUUAUUGGAGUGAUGUACGUUGCCAUGGUGAUGAAGAAAACAUCUUGCUGUGUGAAAAACAAAUUUGGCAGGGUGGAACGUGUCCUCACAAUAUGGCAGCUGCUGUUGCGUGUAGCUUUUCUCAUGCCUCUGAUUUUAUCCCGGUACGGCUGGUUGAUGGGAGCAGUGCUCGUGAAGGAAGAGUAGAAGUCUACCAUUCCGGUCAGUGGGGGACCAUCUGUGAUGACCAAUGGGAUGAUGCUGAUGCUGAGGUAGUCUGCAGGCAGCUUGGUCUUGGGGGAGUUGCCAAGGCCUGGAGCCAAGCAUAUUUUGGAGAAGGUUCAGGUUCUGUGCUGCUAGAUGAAGUGCGUUGUACAGGAAAUGAACUGUCUAUAGAACAGUGUCUAAAGAGUUCCUGGCAAGAACACAACUGUGGUCACAAAGAAGAUGCUGGAGUAUCCUGCACUCCCCUUGCAGAUGGUGCAGUCAGACUUGCUGGUGGAAAAGGGAGCCACAAGGGACGGGUGGAAGUGCUUUACAAUGGGCAGUGGGGCACUAUCUGUGACGAUGGGUGGACUGAACUGAACACACAUGUGGUUUGUCAGCAGCUGGGAUUUAAGAAUGGAAGAAGUUCAUCAGAACACUACCUGGAAGAGACCACAGGACCUAUCUGGUUAGAUGAUGUCAGCUGCUCAGGAAAGGAGUCUGCUAUAGUUGAGUGUUCAAAGAAGGAAUGGGGAAACCAUGACUGUAGCCAUCAAGAGGAUGUCCAUCUCAGUUGCUAUCCAGAUAAUGACAGCCACAGAAUCUCACUGGGGCCUCCCAUAAGACUAAUGGAUGGUGAAAAUAAGAAAGAAGGACGAGUGGAGAUCUUUAUCCAUAGCCAGUGGGGGACAAUUUGUGAUGAUGGAUGGUCUGAUAAGGAUGCGGCUGUGGUAUGUCGACAGCUUGGCUACAAAGGCCCAGCAAGAGCAAGGACUAUGGCAUAUUUUGGAGAAGGAAAAGGCCCAAUCCAUGUUGAUAAUGUGAAAUGCACAGGAAACGAAAGAUCUCUGGCUGACUGCAUUAAACAGGAUAUUGGCAGACACAAUUGCCGUCAUAGUGAAGAUGCUGGGGUGAUUUGUGAUUAUCUUAACAAGAAGGCAUCUGGGAACACUCAUAAAGAUUCUCUUGCUUCUGUGUGUGGUUUGAGAUUGCUGCAUCGUCGCCAGAAACGAAUAAUUGGUGGGAAAAAUUCUUUAAGGGGUGGAUGGCCCUGGCAGGUUGCUCUGCGGCUGAAAUCAUCCCAUGGUGAUGGAAGAUUACUGUGUGGUGCCACUCUCAUCAGCAGCUGCUGGGUACUUACUGCAGCACACUGUUUUAAGAGGUAUGGCAAUAACACUCGCAGCUAUGUGGUACGAGUUGGAGACUACCACACUUUGGUACCUGAGGAAUAUGAGGAAGAAAUUGGAGUCCAAGAGAUUAUAGUGCAUAAGGAAUAUAAGCCUGACAGCAGUGACUACGACAUCGCACUAGUGAGGCUGCAAGGGCCUGAGGAACAGUGUGCCAGGUUCAGCACUCAUGUCUUACCUGCCUGCUUGCCACUCAGGCGAGAGAGGCCACAGAAAACAGCUCCAAAUUGCUUUAUCACUGGUUGGGGUGACACAGGGAGGUCUUACUCAAGGACAUUACAGCAAGCUGCUAUCCCCCUGCUUCCCAAGAGGAUCUGUGAAGAAAGGUACCGGACACGGUUCACAGGAAGGAUGCUCUGUGCUGGUAACCUCCAAGAGCAGAAACGUGUGGACAGCUGCCAAGGAGACAGUGGUGGACCCCUGAUGUGUGAACGUCCAGGAGAAAGCUGGGUUGUGUAUGGGAUAACCUCCUGGGGUUAUGGCUGUGGAGUCAAAAAUUCUCCAGGUGUCUAUACCAAAGUUUCUUCUUUUGUACCCUGGAUAAGAAGUGUGACCAAACUAUGACCACUCCUGGCCCUGGUGGGGAGGGGGGCACUUUGUGUGCACCCUCCUUUUUGGAAAUUAAAACAAAUCGCCACAAUGGUAAUGUUGUCCUGGGUUAGUUACAAUGAAAAGGGUUAGGAGAGCAAUUUUACAUCUCUAGUGACACCCUCUAGAUGAAGUUACCAAAUAGCACAGAUCAAUUGCACAAAUUAGUUCUGAACACAACAUAAACCAGUUUAUUUCUGCUUUGAAUAAAUUAUUUUCAUGUCUGUGUAGGAUGAGGUAAUAUACAAACUUUAUCAGAAACUGUCCCAUUUUUGGACAGACUAAAAUUGUCCUACCACUUCAUUGCACAGGUAACAUUAAUAACACUGACCUGAAAUAUGAAGUACACAAGCCUAAUCUUUUCAUAUUGAACAUACGCUUCUAUAUUUAUCAUUGUUCAGUGGAAUCUUUGAAGGCUUCAGAUGCAUUCCUCAGCAAACUUCUAAAAAGUUGAUUUUUUGACACAUUGAGACUUAGUAUGUGAUGUCUUCAGGCAACUCAGCUCCAGAUGGAUUUCAAAGUAUGGUCCAUUAAUGAAGACUGACGCUCUAUAUCCUUUAACAACAGGAAGUAAGAAGAGCAAGUACUGAUUAUUAUUUAACUCCUUGGAAGUUUUAAGAUUGCUUUCACUGAAUUUUGAAAAAGUGUUUUAGCUUUGCCAGGAGACUGAAAAGUGGUAGUUUCAUGUCAGGAUAUUGUCUAUGUACAUGUGAUUAGCAACCACUAGCUAGUCUUUUUGGUCAUUCUAGUUGCAAUAUUGUCUUUUUGACACUUGGAAUUAUAUGUAUAUUAAGCGAUCAGUGUUUCAGCAUGUAACAGGUUUGUAGCAAUGAUUACACAAUACCUCAAAAUUAUCAAAAUCCCGCUAAAAAAUAAAAUCAACAUUUCUUUAUAAUAGCUAGAGAGUAUUUCUGCUAUGGAAAAGUCACCUCCAAUAUUUAAUCAAAAAUUGGUGCUAAAAAUUGAAUGUUUUCAUACAGUGGAAUGUUUUAAACAUGGAAUGUUUUCACACAGCUUUCUGGGAUGUUGCACUACGUUUUACUAGGGGGGGAAAGCCUUUAUAUGAGCUGAUUCAAUACUGUUUUCAGAGUCACUGUAAAAUGAAAG